UCCAAUGCCCCGGAGCGGCCAUGAGCGCCCCGCACUGGUGGGACCAGCUGCGUGCUGGCAGCUCGGAGGUGGACUGGUGCGAGGACAACUACACCAUCGUGCCUGCCAUCGCCGAGUUCUACAACACGAUCAGCAACUUCUUGUUUUUUAUUUUACCGCCCAUCUGCAUGUGUUUGUUUCGUCAGUAUGCAACAUGCUUCAACAGUGGAAUCAACCUAAUAUGGGCCCUUUUAGUUGUAGUGGGAAUUGGAUCUGUCUACUUCCAUGCAACUCUCAGUUUUUUGGGUCAGAUGAUUGAUGAACUUGCUAUCCUCUGGGUUUUGAUGUGUGCUCUGGCCAUGUGGUUUCCUAGAAGGUAUCUUCCAAAGAUUUUUCGGAAUGACAGGGGCAGGUUCAAGGUGAUGGUCUGUGUCCUGUCUGCAGUUACAACAGGCCUGGCAUUUGUCAAGCCUGCUUUCAACAGCAUCUCACCUGAUGUCCUUGGGCUGCCUUGUACCCCACUGCUCAUUGCAGAGUUAAAGAGGUGUGACAACGUGCGUGUGUUUAAGCUGGGCCUCUUUUCUGGCCUCUGGUGGACCCUGGCUCUCUUGUGCUGGAUCAGCGACCGGGCCUUCUGUGAGCUACUGUCGGCCUUCCACUUUCCCUACCUGCACUGCGUGUGGCACAUUCUGAUCUGUCUGGCCUCCUACCUGGGCUGCGUAUGCUUCGCCUACUUUGAUGCUGUUUCUGAGAUCCCGGAGCAAGGCCCCGUCAUCAAGUUCUGGCCCAGUGAGAAAUGGGCCUUCAUCGGAGUCCCCUACGUGUCCCUCCUGUGUGCCAAGAAAUCCCCUGUGAAGAUCACGUGAUGUCCAGCCAGUUUUUCCACUGACUUCUCUGGGGUGCAAGGCUUCAUUGACAAGCAAACACAGGCUUUACAGCUAAGGGUGGGCGCUGUCUUUUAAACAUUCUGUUUUCUUGGUCUCUGUGGUAUGU
This is a messenger RNA of Suncus etruscus (white-toothed pygmy shrew), 972 nucleotides long. RefSeq names its product alkaline ceramidase 2 (gene ACER2). Gene Ontology annotation, molecular function: hydrolase activity, acting on carbon-nitrogen (but not peptide) bonds, in linear amides. The record is from RefSeq and is a predicted model, not a curated record. Gene Ontology annotation, biological process: ceramide metabolic process. NCBI's taxonomy places the organism in Eukaryota, Metazoa, Chordata, Mammalia, Eulipotyphla, Soricidae. Gene Ontology annotation, cellular component: membrane.